AUGAAAGGAUUGCUUACUUUAUUGCCGCUCAUAUCCCAUGCGCUUGCCGCCUGCAACCCGUUGGAGUCCCAGGGGUGCUCGCCCAACCCUGCGCUUGCCACCACCUUCAAGGAGUCCUUCAACUCGUCCAGCACACCCUACUUCACGGUGUUGAAGAACAAGGGCGACGUCACCUUUGGUGAUGACGGAGUUACCUUGACAAUCAAAAACCGCUUCGACAACCCCACCAUCAAGUCCAACUUCUACAUCAUGUUCGGACGUGUCGAGGUGGUGAUGCAGGCAGCCCAGGGCCAGGGAAUCGUGUCCAGCUUCUAUCUCCAGUCUGAUGCAUUGGAUGAAAUCGAUAUCGAGCUCUUUGGUGGCGAUCCCUACGAGUUCCAGUCCAACUUUUUCGUCAAGGGUGACACCACUUUGUACAACAGAGGAGGUUACCACCCGGUUUCGUCCAACCCCUUGAAAAACUACCACACAUACACCAUCGACUGGACCCCCGCCGCUUUGACGUGGUACUUGGACGGCACCCCUGUCAGAAUUUUACAAAGUAACGACCCUCUGGGCUUUCCUCAGACCCCAAUGCAAGUCAUCGCGGGGGUUUGGGCAGGAGGCGACCCUUCCAACGCCCAAGGAACCAUUGAUUGGGCCGGUGGUGAAACAAACUACACCGCUGCUCCAUUCUCCAUGCAUAUUAAGUCUGUCCUUGUUUCAGACUACUCAUCAGGAAAGGCCUACUCCUACGAAGAUAACAGCGGAAAGUGGACCUCCAUCGAAUCUGAUGGAGGUGAAAUUGAUGGAAGAGAGCAGGAAGCUCACGACGAGUUCAAAACUUUGGAAGCCGGGGGAUCUGUUUCUGGCGAUUUUAAUCCGGUUUCCCAAACCUCAGUCAACAAGCCUACCAUGUUGGCCACUGCGGGCCCAACUGAAAGUCUUUCCAGUGGUGGCCACUCUCCAUAUCCAACUUUGACCAUCGGAGCUAUCACCAUCAACCCUGGCGAUCAAAGAACUUUGACUCGUGCAGGUUCUGCAUCCUCCUCUGGUUCAAGUCCUGAUACAAGGUCCACUUUUCCCUCUGUUUUCAUCAAAACUGCUGAUAACUCAUCAACAACCAAUUCCCAUACUUACAGCACCCUCAAUACUGCAUUAACAGGAAUAACCCAACCAGGACCUGUUCCAAGCUAUUUAAAUCACCCCAUUACUGGUGCUGCUUCCGAUUACUCCUCAUUCCAGAACCCUGUACAGACUUUUGCCAAAUCAAGCUCAAACUUUGGUGACUCUACAGUGGCUAAUGGCUCCUUGUUGACAUUCGUGGUGAUUUUCAUUUCAAUGCUUUUCGUAUAA
Molecule: messenger RNA, 1335 nt
Organism: Suhomyces tanzawaensis NRRL Y-17324
Lineage: Eukaryota; Fungi; Ascomycota; Pichiomycetes; Serinales; Debaryomycetaceae
Gene: CRH11
Product: transglycosylase
Exons: 1
Coding region: 1-1335 (444 amino acids)
Biological process (GO): carbohydrate metabolic process; fungal-type cell wall organization
Cellular component (GO): fungal-type cell wall
Molecular function (GO): hydrolase activity, hydrolyzing O-glycosyl compounds; glycosyltransferase activity
Source: RefSeq, a predicted model, not a curated record